AUGAGCGUUAUAGGACUUGGAGACUUUGAUCACACUGCAAAUCAUGUGCUUGCAAAUUUUCUAUACCGACUUGAUGACGAUAUAGGGGAAUUUAGGAAAGAUACAUCCCGUCUACCAAAACUUGAUCCCAGCCCUAAUUCGUCUUCAAUAGAUAGAAUUGUCGGAAUUGGGUACGAUCAAACAUAUCUGAACAAUGUAGUCGUUCCUCCAAGAGGAACGGCCGUCUCUAUUCCUUCCGAUUAUGACGAGAAACUUCUCGACGACGUUGUAAAACUUUUUCUAAAUAGGUGAGA
Messenger RNA from Strongylus vulgaris, 293 nucleotides. NCBI's taxonomy places the organism in Eukaryota, Metazoa, Nematoda, Chromadorea, Rhabditida, Strongylidae. The record is from the annotation of a GenBank genome assembly.